UGGGGGCAUCUCGCUUGUGAUUGGCGGAAUCUCGUUUCAGGCAUUUCAGGUAUCACGUUUGCAUUUCUUAUUGUGGUUGUCCUGAAAGAGGACGAAGCGAAGCGAGGAAAGUGUUAAUGAAGUGUUUGUUGACAAUACCACGUCUGUUCACCUUACGAAGAUUUUCCAAUAAAUUUUAUCAAAAUGGUGUCUGGAGGAAUGACGUGUGUUAAAUAUUUGCUGUUUGUGUUCAACCUCUUGUUUUUCGUCUCAGGUGUUGUGAUUUUGGCGAUUGGGGCUGUUAUUUACGUGGUGUAUGGGCACUAUUACAAUUUCGUUUAUGACAGCUUCCAGUCGGCGCCCCUUGUGUUGAUGAUCGUGGGGGUUAUCAUUUUCCUCGUUUCGUUCUUCGGCUGCUGUGGGGCGUGCAAGGAGAACCACUGUAUGAUCAUCACGUUCUCCGUGUUGUUGCUAGUGAUAUUUACGAUGGAGAUAGGCACUGGCAUUGCAGGCUAUGUUAGGAGGAACGAAGUUGAGGUCAUGUUGGAGAACAAACUCAACUCGACAAUGUACGAAUAUUACAGCAAUGAGAAAAUUAAAGAAACGUGGGACAUUGUCCAACAUGAGGCCAAAUGUUGCGGGAUGAAUGGCUACGAAGAUUGGGAUAAGGUGAACCACAAUGGCAGCCUCCCGCACACCUGCUGUCCCGAUACCCCCGACGAUGGUUCCUGUACUCAAAAAUCGACCAACAUUUACAAAGACUCUUGUUUCGUAAUACUCAAGGAAGUUUUCACCAAGUACGGUUCAAUUAUUGGCGGUGUGGGGAUUGGAAUCGCCGUUUGUCAGCUCAUGGGGGUUAUUUUCGCCUGUUGCUUGGCGCGUUCCAUCCGCCAGGGGUAUGCAACAGUACUCAAAAUGAAUCUCAGCUGGAGUAAUAGAGUUAUUAAAUAUGUGCUCUUCGUUUUCAACCUGCUGUUUGUGAUCAGUGGGAUUAUUAUGAUUGCAGUGGGAGUUUCCGUCAAGUCAUACUAUACAGAAUAUGAUGUAUUUUUAAACGACAGUUACUUCUCUUUACCCAAUCUGUUGAUAGCCAUCGGGUCCUUAAUUUUCUUCAUUUCGUUCUUCGGCUGUUGCGGGGCUGUGAGGGAAAGUUGGUUUAUGAUAUUCAUUUUUUCGAUUUUGUUGUCGAUUAUCUUCAUCAUGGAAUUUUCUGCCGGAAUCGCUGGAUAUGUCUUAAGAGACAAAACAACCUCAUUUUUAACAGAGGAGUUAUCAAAUUCUAUGAAACUGUACCAAUUUAAUGAGAAGCCUAAUCCCACCACAGUUAUGUGGGACACAAUUCAAUACCAAUUUGAAUGCUGCGGUGCUACCAAACCGGACGAUUGGGCAAAAUACGUUCCCACUCCUUCAACAAUUUCAUCAACGGUUCCAAGUUCUAGUGAAACACCACCAUACUCGUCAAGUAGUCCUGAAACAACACCAACAUCUACAACAAAUUCUACAAGCGAAAGUACUCCAUCUGCUACAACAAUUGCCGAAAAAAAACGUCGAGCUGUUGCACAACCGGGCACAGAAAGUGGAGACCUCCCUGCAAGCUGCUGCCGGAGCAACAACGGGGCCACGGGAACAAUAAAAUGCAACCUAAAUGAUAACUCUUCUGCGACUUACUACAGUCGGGGCUGCGUCGAGGGCUUCGGAGACUAUCUGAAAGACCAUGCUGUAACGUUGGGAGGCGUCGGGAUUGCGAUUGCAUUUAUACAGCUUUUUGGCGUAAUCUUGGCCUGCCAUUUGACCAAGCAGCUGAAACAUGGUUUUUACAGUACGUAAAUUGUGCAUAAUUAACAAGAUAUAUUUUCGAAAGGAAUUAAUGUUUUAUUGAUUUAUUGUUACUUAUUUGAAAUAUAGCUACUAAACAUAGUUGUUUCUAUUUUUGCUAACAAUGUUGGACUUAGUAUUUUUUACUGAGCUAGCUCAUUGUGUGAGUAUCUUAUUGUUUGCCAUUUGCUGAAUUUUGGGUUUUGCAAAAUUCACAACUUUGUUUAUUAUUGUUGCGUCAUUGUGAAAAUAUUAGGGUUACUCUAAACAGAUCUUUUAUUACUUGUUGUUUCACAAAAAUAGAAUUUAUUGCGUAGUAUUUAAACACAUGGCUCCCUAGUAAAAGUGUUGCAGCUUCUUUGAGUAUUAAGGGCCUAACGAACAAAUUGUCUUGUCACACCCAUCUAAAAAAAUUGUAUUGAACUUGUUCCUAAUUGUGUAAGUGUAUCUAUUCUAUACAUAUUGUUAUACGACUUUUGAAUAAAAAUUACGUCACUAA
Messenger RNA from Tribolium castaneum (red flour beetle), 2293 nucleotides. RefSeq lists its product as uncharacterized. Lineage: Eukaryota; Metazoa; Arthropoda; Insecta; Coleoptera; Tenebrionidae. Gene Ontology annotation, cellular component: plasma membrane. Bases 184 to 1806 code for a protein of 540 amino acids. The record is from RefSeq and is a predicted model, not a curated record. The transcript is spliced from 11 exons.